GCAGGGGCCAAAAAACAACGACAAUCGCCCAUACAAAAGAAUCGUUAGCCCAGUGUCCAAUCUUACAUCAACAUCGUCAACCAAGAACUUCAAUUCUUUUCCCUUCCCCAGCUUUGCCUUCUGGCUUUUGGUGCUUUCUCUUGUCCGCGCUGGAGCUGGACUUGAAGAACCCCCUUCUUUAACCUGUUAACGCCAGCCUACCUCACCUACCUUACCUUACCUAUUUAGCUCACUCAGCGCUGCAGCUUCCCGUUGAACUGUCAAAGGCAAUUCAUCCCCGGUCACCGCCUGCUCUGGUCAUUUGUCGCUCGUCACAUUGAGACAUCGCCGCUGCUUCAAUUCAUUGACUGUGUAUAUCUUGCUAUAAUCUGAUAUCUUCCGACUGCAUUCGAAAGCCCCUGCCCUUUUUUUUUUUUUGUUCAACAACAGCCUCUGGACGGUCCCACCGCCAGCCUCCCUGAAGCGCAAGUCAAUAUCAACAACAUAACAACAACAUGGCUCCUUCUACCAGGCAAUCGCAAAACAUGGCGCAGAUAGUCGAGUACAUACCAGACCGGCUUUACCUUGCCUCCUACAUCCAUCCUCCCACACCAGACACCCCGUUCCCUUACCCCGAGGAGCCUCAGCCAGCUUCUCCCAAGAAGCGAAGCCAACGAGCUGCUGCGGGUGCGACCCCGCUCGCCGCCAAGUCGAACCGACCGCAGCCAUGCUAUUUCACCGUCGACGAUACUCUUCUGUACAACGCUUUCCACCAUGAUUUUGGCCCUCUGCACAUCGGCCACCUCUACCGAUUCGCCAUCCAAUUCCAUGAUAUCCUAGGCGCAAAGCAAAACAAGGACCGCCCCAUUGUUUUCUGGAGCGCUGCUGACCCUAGAAGUCGCGCGAACGCCGCUUGUAUGCUCGCAUGCUACAUGGUCCUCAUACAGAACUGGCCUCCCCAUCUGGCCCUUGCCCCGAUUGCGCAGGUCGAUCCUCCUCUGAUGCCAUUCCGAGACGCGGGUUACAGUCAAGCCGAUUAUGGCAUUAGCGUUCAAGAUGUUGUCUAUGGUGUGUGGAAGGCCAAGGAAGAAAAGUGCUGCGAUCUAGACAACUUCGAUCUUGACGAAUACGAGCGUUUCGAGAGAGUCGAACAUGGUGAUUUCAACUGGAUCACUCCCCAUUUCCUGGCAUUUGCUUCUCCCCAGCACGCGCCGGUCCAGAAAAUCACAGAGGGAUCCGAUCUGUACCCAUUGCUUCCACGGACGCUAGCCGCCGUGGAUGCCCAUCCCAAGUUGCCAAAGCCCUUCAAGAAUGUGCUGAAGCACUUUUCCGAGAAGAACAUUGGCCUGGUGGUCCGACUUAACUCUCAACUCUACUCCCCCUCGUACUUUGAGGCGCUGGGUAUUCAGCACCUGGACAUGAUCUUUGACGACGGCACAUGUCCCUCGCUCUUGACUGUCCGUAAGUUCAUCAGACUCGCUCACGAGACCAUCACUGUCCGUAAGCAGGGAAUUGCUGUUCAUUGCAAGGCUGGCCUCGGCCGCACAGGUUGUUUGAUUGGUGCCUAUCUCAUUUACCGACACGGUUUCACCGCCAAUGAAGUUAUCUCAUUCAUGCGCUUCAUGCGACCUGGCAUGGUUGUUGGCCCUCAACAGCACUGGCUCCAUUUGAACCAGGGCACAUUCCGCGAAUGGUGGGUUGAGGAGAGAAUUGAGCGCAGACUCAGGAGGGAGAUGGCUGCUGCCAACCCUAUUCCCAGCACCCCCAUUCGUGCCAUGCAAAAGACAACACUUCGAAACGGCCAGGCUUCGACACCCCCCAAUCGAAGCCCCUCAAACCGUACUCCGCUGAGUGAAGUCGACCACGACCGCAAUAAUAUUGGCGUCCAGGAAGACUAUUUACCAGCUCCUACACCGGGCCAACCGCGAAAGACUGCCAGGGAUCGUCAUCACCCUUACCAGCGCUCAACUUCCAACGGGCUCGCUGUUGAAGAGCAGCGCACUAUUGAGCAAGAAGCUGAGUACAUUGCGACGCACAGCCAGGCUCACGGCGGAGAGUCUGACGAGGAGUUGCAUUUGCGCAUGCGCCGUCAUCGUAAGGCGACCUCCCAAUCACCGGCUCGCAGUGAAAAGACACGCUCGGUUAGCCAGACGGCAGCUAUCUACACGAUUGACAACGAUGCAUCACACGACGCUGAGAACAUUGGCUCUGUGCGGACCAAGCACGUCGAACGAGUUGCUAGUACCCCUGGCGUUCUGACAAAGGUUCGCGGCAGCAAGCGCCAGGGAGAGUCUCCCCUUCGGGCAAAGGAGUCUGCUGGCAUUCGAAAGACCAGCGGCAGAGUAGGCAGCGCCAAUCAUGGAGCGUCAGUGACGGCAGCUUCGACGGCCCGUAAAGUUUCUGGAGCUUAGAAAGCACCAGCACAGCGAGUCCAGCCGCUUCAGCGUUCUAACGCGAAGCGUAACAGACACUUGUACGAUUCCACGUCACGAUCAUGAUUCACGUACGUCACGGGCAAUGUUAACGUCUCUCAUGCAUUGGCGUUUCUGGCUCAGAAGAGGAUGACGAGCGGUUUAUGUUUGAAUGUUAAUGAUUCUUCUCCCAUGCAUGAUUGCUUACCGAGAAGUGUUUGGCUUUCAGUUAAUGUCAUUUGAAACUUGCAAGAUAGUUCAGUUUCUGCAGCAUACAAGGAUCAUUACGGCUACGACUUCGAUGGAGUUUGUCGUGGUCAAGGAGAGGGCAACUAGAGAGACGUGAAUAAUGCAUACUAUCUCGGAUGAGGGAAAGACUGAAGGCAUACCGGAGUUCAAAUUUGCGAUGGCGUACAGGCAGGCAAGGUUGAAAUUAUUAUUGUGGACUUAUUUGGUUUGGCAUUGCACUGGGUUUUGUUGUUUCUUGAUGAUAGUCAAAGAGGGGGCAAUGAAGAAGAGACGGUAGCGGGUUUUUACGACGGUUAUAUAAGUUUCCAAGAGCUGAAAUACAUACAUCUCUUAUACUGUUCAUUCUUUGUGGAUUUCUGUCUGGCGACCGACGGUCUAAGCUUCCCAUAUUGAUAAUCUAUCUAUAUUGCUUCGUAUCCAGUUCAUAUGAAGUUCACUGUCAGGUCCGGAUGGCUUCGAGAGCUGUGACAACAUCUUCUAUUACCUUGCCAGCCUCAGCACUUGUCAUUUCUUCACUCACAGCCAAACACUUGUCCACAACAUCGCGAUAUCGACUACCGACCUUGCUACCCAGACCGGGAACGAGAGCCGCACGCAGGACCUUGUCGCGCCAUCGACCCGUGGAGUAGUGUGGUUUAUGGUAUGUUUGGAGAACCUUCCAGAGACCUAUUUCGAGCAGCACCAAACCCAGACUAUAGAUAUCCAUGGGCUUGCAGUGAGGAAAGCCUCGCAAGGAAGCUGGGUGUCGGUGUAGCGUAAGGAUAGAAGGAUUACGGGGCGCGACAGAGAGCGCGGUAUCAAGGUCUGGUCUUGAAGCAUCGAAACCCGUCAGAUAAGGGCACUGUAUAUCUGGUACAAGUGCCCCAGCAGCAGUUGACGAGUGAGCCGAUGCUGAAAAGGCUGAAGGGAAGAAGAGAAUGUUUGAGCUGCAGAGGCUUUUAUGAAGCCAGUCAAGUGAGUGCAGAGACCAUAAGGCGACGGCGAGCGUAUGUGCCAAACGGACUCGAUCAUCGAGGUUAGGGGUCUUGAGGUCCGAGCUGGCGAUGAGUUCAUGGAGCGUCGAGAAAGACGGCGAGGGCGCUUUGUAUACGAGCCCGUAUCUGCACCGUGAAGUAUCGUCAACAUAGCCUACGCAGUCGAUGCUAUGAAGGUCAGGAUGGCAAUCGGAAGCGGAGUGCAUCAUGCGAGCAAGAUCGUCAAGACGACGCACAUGAGCUACACGCUCAUCCACAUCAUCGCGAUCAUAGUCAACCCACUCAAUCACAACAUCACCCGCGCUCUCAUGCCGUCCUGUACUUCUCCCGCCAUCGCCACCAUCCCCACUGAGAUCAAGUGCAGCACGGGGAACCUUGAGAGCGAACGUCGGUUUGAAUGAGGCCUGGGGCUUGGCGUCUAGGUUGAUUCGGAGCUUCUUGAGGUUGGCCGAAGUGGUGAGCUUGGGGUAGACACCGUCUGAGGCUAUUUCAAGGAGAGUAAGUUGAGUAACGUCACGCUGUGCAGACUCGAGGAGCUGAUUUGUCCAAGCCCGUUGAAACGAUGGGAGAUGGGAGGUUGGAAAAAGGCGUUCG
Molecule: messenger RNA, 4207 nt
Organism: Fusarium odoratissimum NRRL 54006
Lineage: Eukaryota; Fungi; Ascomycota; Sordariomycetes; Hypocreales; Nectriaceae
Product: cell division cycle 14
Exons: 3
Coding region: 495-2390 (631 amino acids)
Biological process (GO): protein dephosphorylation; positive regulation of cytokinesis; microtubule cytoskeleton organization
Cellular component (GO): spindle pole; mitotic spindle pole body; mitotic spindle
Molecular function (GO): protein tyrosine/serine/threonine phosphatase activity; protein serine/threonine phosphatase activity
Source: RefSeq, a predicted model, not a curated record